Messenger RNA from Eruca vesicaria subsp. sativa (arugula), 2162 nucleotides. The record is from the annotation of a GenBank genome assembly. NCBI's taxonomy places the organism in Eukaryota, Viridiplantae, Streptophyta, Magnoliopsida, Brassicales, Brassicaceae.
CUCUAUCUCAAUUUCAUUUUCAAUCUCAAAACCCUAGCUGCUCCCGAUUCAAUUAAGCUAAAUUACUCUCGAUUCGUAUUCAAUUCACUGUGAAUUAGAAAACCCUAAAUUCGAAUUUUGGAGGAACGAUGAUGCAUUGUUAUAUCUCUUCAUCACUUAGCUUCCACCCGAAUCUUCAACACCGACCAACAACAAAAGUCAACGCAAAGAAGAAACUCACAAAGAAUCUCCGUAACCCACGCCGUACCAAGCUCCCUCCUGACUUCGGUGUCAACUUAUUCCUAAGAAAACCCAUUACACAACCCUUGUCACCACUACAAGAACAAGAACAACAAGAGCCUGAAGAGGAGGAGGAUACUAAUGUCUGGGAACCAAACGAAAUCGAAGCAAUCUCAUCUCUCUUCCAACAAAGAAUCCCUCAAAAACCAAACAAACCAAUCCGAAUCAGACCGUUACCACUUCCUCAACCUCACAAGCUACGACCUUUACCUCUCCCAACACCAAAACACAACAUCAAGAACAAGAAACCUGUCCUGUCCUUAUCGAAAGACCCGACCUUUCUCAUAACUUUAGCUAGAGACAUCAAAAACUUACCUUCCCCUGAAGCAGACGUCUCUCUUGUCCUCAACAAAUGGUCAACCUUCUUGCGUAAAGGCUCACUCUCCACGACAAUUCGUGAGCUUGGUCACAUGGGUUUACCCGAGAGAGCGUUACAGACUUACCGUUGGGCGGAGAAGCAUUCUCAUCUCUUCCCUGAUAACACGAUUUUAGCAUCUACCAUCCAGGUUUUAGCUGAGCAUCAUGAGCUGAAGCUGCUUAAGUUUGAUAAUAGCUUGGCGAGCAAGAAUGUUAUCGAAGCGAUGAUCAAAGGAUGUAUCGAAGGUGGGUGGCUGAACUUAGCUAGGAAGCUUUUACUUAUCGCUAAGAGUAACAAUAGGGUUCUUGACUCGAGUAUCUACGUUAAGAUGAUUUUAGAGAUUGGUAAGAACCCGGAUAAGUACCAUCUUGUGGUUGCUCUUCUUGAUGAGUUGAAAGAUAGAGAAGACUUGAAACUGAGUCAGCAAGACUGCACGAGUGUGAUGAAGAUAUGUGUGAAGCUGGGGAGGUUUGAACUCGUUGAGUGUCUAUUUGAUUGGUAUAAAGAAUCUAACAGAGAGCCGAGCGUUGUGAUGUAUACUACGAUGAUACAUAGCCGGUAUUCGGAGGAGAAGUAUCGAGAGGCGAUGAGUAUGGUUUGGGAGAUGGAGGAAUCUAACUGUCUUCUUGAUCUUCCUGCUUAUAGAGUAGUUAUUAGACUCUUUGUGGCGUUGGAUGAUUUGGGAAGAGCGAUGAGAUAUUACUCUAAGCUUAAGGAAGCUGGUUUUACUCCAACUUAUGAUAUUUUUCGAGAUAUGGUUAGUGUUUGUAUAGCUUCUGGGAGAUUGACAAAGUGUAGAGAGAUAUGUAAGGAGGUUGAGGAUGCUGGAUUGAGGUUGGAUGCAGACACUUUGUGUAGGUUGUUGCAGCUUGAAAACCAUACAAUGUCUCUAUAAGAAAAGAGGAAAGUGGAAACUGAACGAGUUCAGAAUCAGACAUAGCAACUGUCUUGUCUGCUGGAACUGAUUCUGGUCCAUCCAUGGAUGGUUUUAUCACUGUAAAGAACAAGACAUUAUAGAACAAAGUAAAACCUAAGAGAAGGAAAGCUGUAGUUGUGAGGAAGGAUCCAGACAUCUCAGGUGGUUCUUCAAACAUGAAGGGAUCCAUUGAUGAAGAACCUCCACUACUUGUUCUGGCAACAUCUGAUGAUGUCUUGACGAUGAUUCUUGGUUUUUCAUCAGCUUGAGAUUCGAUUUGUUGGUCAAGCUGUUUCAGAGCUUCUCUAGCUUUAUCUCUAUCGAUUUCGAAACUCUGUGAAGAAGAUGAGUCUUCUCUUUCGGUAGCUCUUACAAUACCCAUUAGAUGUUUUUUCUUCUUCUUCUUCACCAUGAAUCCUCCAUGUACGUAACGGUGAAGAGACUGUAUCCCUGACACCACCAUUCUCUGUUUCCUCUGUUUUUUCUCUUCUACGGCUCUUUGAUGAUAAACUGUUGUGUGUGGACAUCGUUGUUGGCAAAAUUGGCAGAUACCACAGGCUUUUAGUGGAUUUUUAAUUGUCAUUUUGAUGAUUAUGGGCCAGAAUAAAC